AAACUAAAAAACAGAAAAUGCCACCUAAUUUACCCUCCAUUUUCUCCAGCUAUUGAGCUCUGUUGUUGCUUAGGGUUUUCUUAAAAAAAUUAUCUCCUCCGACGAAUAAAAUCAUGCAUUUUGUCUCAAAUUUCUCUGAAUAGUUUCCAAUUUGAAAUGUUUUAAAGUCAAUUUCUUCAUUUAGGGUUUUCGGACUUUUGUGUUUCAGCUCAAUAUCUCCAUUUGAAAAUUUGAAAAUUUUCUCAUAUUUGUUAGCAGAAUGAGGGUAUCCGUAUAAUGGAUUCAGGAUUCGACCUUUGGUUGGGUUUUGUUCCUCUUUGAUUCAUUAUUUUGUUUGCAUAUAAAGAAAAUGCCGGGGCAAAAAUCUAAAUCUGAGAAAGGGGAUGGGGAGAAGCAGCUGCGGAGAGACCCCUAUGAGGUUUUGGGGGUGAACAGAAAUUCUACCGACCAGGAAAUUAAGAGUGCCUACCGGAAGUUGGCUUUAAAGUACCACCCGGACAAAAAUGCAAACGAUGUUACAGCUGCGGAUAUGUUCAAAGAGGUCACAUUCUCAUAUAACAUUUUGUCUGAUACGGAUAAAAGGCGGCAGUAUGACACAGCAGGUUUUGAGGCUGUCGAAUCAGAAAGCCAAGAACUGGAACUUGACCUUUCAAGUUUAGGAACUGUUAAUACGAUGUUUGCUGCAAUUUUUAGUAAACUUGGAGUUCCUAUCAAAACUACUGUAUCGGCCACUGUUCUGGAGGAAGCACUAAAUGGGGCAGUAUCAAUUCGUCCACUCCUGCUGGGACAAUCUUUGUGCAGGAAGGUUGAGAAGCAAUGUGCUCACUUUUAUUCUGUAACCAUAACAGAAAAGGAAGCACAGGCAGGACUUGUUUGUCGAGUUUCUUCAUCAGAUAAGAGCAAGUUUAAGCUAUUGUACUUUGAUCAGGAAGAGAAUGGUGGACUAUGCCUUGCUUUACAGGAGGAUAGCUCAAAAGCAGGGAAGGUUACAUCUGCUGGGAUGUAUUUUCUCGGAUUCCCUGUAUAUCGGAUGGACCCUGCCCAUAACUCUGCGACUGCUGUGAAAGAUCCAGAUGCUGCUUUCUUUAGAAAGCUGGAUGGAUUUCAGCCAUUUGAAAUAACUGAACUCAAAGCCGGCAUCCAUUAUUUUGCAGUUUAUGGUGAUAAUUUUUUCAAAAGUGUAAGCUACACUAUAGAAAUUCUUUCUGCUGAAAUCUUUUCUGAAGAGAAGGAGGACCUUAGAUCUGUUGAAGCUCAAAUAUUGUCAAAAAGAGUGGAGCUUUCCAAAUUUGAAACCGAAUAUAGAGAGGUGCUCGCUCAAUUCACCGAGAUGACAAGUAGAUACGCUCAAGAAAUGCAAGCUAUUGACGAGCUUCUCCAACAGAGGAACGAGAUACAUGCUUCUUAUACAACUGCUCCACAAAUAAAGCGCAGCAGUAGUAGUCGAAGCAAGAAUAAAGCCACAGUGAAGGAGGGUGAUGAUUGCCAAGGGAAGGAUAAGAAGCAGUCUAGAGGAGAGAGGUCGAAAAAGAAGAAAUGGUACAACCUUCACCUAAAAGGAGACAAAAAGAAGCCUUGUGGAAUGGAUUGAGUAAUAAUACUAUUACUUGUCUCUCAUCAGUCUGUUUCUUUGUAUGGUCUUCCAGCUGAAGAUUGUCUUGUAUUAUAUAGUAAAUUGAACGAGUUUAAUUCAUUCUCUUGGAUGCAUUUUUAUCUACUCCUUGUUAAAGGUUGCUACAUAGCAAUCGAGAUGUAAAAUUUGUCAUUUGUCACAGGUAACAUAGAAUUGGAAAUUUUGUCACGUUGGAAUAUUACACAUUCUAUCUAUCUUGUGCUUUUGAAGCCCCUUA
Salvia hispanica is the source of this 1850-nucleotide messenger RNA. It is a transcript of the gene ARL1, whose product is annotated as ARG1-like 1. The record is from RefSeq and is a predicted model, not a curated record. Lineage: Eukaryota; Viridiplantae; Streptophyta; Magnoliopsida; Lamiales; Lamiaceae.